GAAAUAGAAUGAUGAUCAGGAUCCAUCUCAAAUUACUGGUGAAGUACUAACCUGUCUACAAAAAUGAGAAGCAACAGUUGGUCACUAUCUUUUGUGAAUAUCACCAUGAAUAUCAUUUUCUUUAUAUUUUUCAAACUGACAUACUAGUACUAUUACUAGACUAACAGACAUAUCAAUGACAAUAUAAUUUAUAUAGAGAUAUGGUCACUAUGUGUUUGUUUACUAUUAAUAAUUUGCUUUUAUAUAAUAGGUACAACACAAGGCAAAGUCAUUGUUGGUCUGGAGAGUAACUAAUACAUUGUUACUAAACGGUAAGAGUAAAUCCAAUGUGUUUAUUCCUACAUUUUUACGUCUAUUUACCUGAGAGUGCCUUUACCCAUUUGCCCUGAACACUUCUGACCUCCCCCAUUAAACACUCUGCCAACAAGCGAAUCCAAUUAUGGCUGCAUUAACCCGUGCCCUUUCCCUGCCCCGGGCCUUUUGUCAGCACGGUGUAUUCACACAUGCCGCCGUACAUUCACAGACCAUCAGCGCCAUGGCGUCAUCCGUCGCCACGGGCAACGCAAUCAAAGCGUCCGUGACUACUGAUUUGGAACCGACCAUGUGAGUCUCAGGGGGGAGUAGGAAAAAAGCGGAAAGUAUGUCAUGUGCAGUAACAAUAACUUGCCACAAUUCAACUCCUACAAAUGUAGAUAUUAAUAAUUCAAAGACAUGUCCCCGAAAGAUUAGUCCACAAACGAACGAAAUACUAAGAAUUGGGACCGUGGCUUUCAUAGAUAACAAAAGUGUCUGUAAAAAAAACGUGCUCCAAAGAUAUUGUACUUUAACCAAGUUUGUAUUCUUAACUACAUUUCCGAAAAUAAAUUUACAUCAAGUUAUUUCACGUUUUUGCUUAAACUUCUACAUUCGAAACCUUUACUUCAUUCUGUCUCAUUAUUCAAUUACUUAAAAUAACGCAAGCACAGUUCAUAAAUGAACGAUGAUAACAUAUGAUUGACGGAACAUGAUAACAGCCAAAAAAAAUUACCAUGGAAACGAGAUAUACUAUUUUUCAUCAGAUCAUGUAUAAUGUUUGAAGGAUGUCAGUUUUGACUUUCCUCGGUCCGUAGUCAGUGCCACUUUCCUGGCCCACCACCCCUGUCCUGUGUUUACCCUCCCGUGACCAGGUCCUGCCGCCCGAUAGGCUGUCCGCCCGGAUGGGUUGCCUCAGUGUUGCCCCGGAGUUAUUUACUUCGCCGCCAUUGCUGCCACACACAGCAGUGUGGACCCGGUAAGAUUAUCCGUGUUGAACUCUCCCGGCACAAAGGGAAGUACAUCUUUAACCUGUGUACGUACAAGGUUUCUUCUCCUCCCCCGUCUCACUGUUACAUCCAGGUGAGAAGGGUUAGUACGCCCGGGACUCAGGAACCGAGUUUAAUACACCAAGCAGAGCACAAGUCACGCUAGCUAUCAAACAACAUGGACGACGACGAAGAGGUUGAGGGUUUGGGUUCCUCCAACCCCACCACGGACCCCAGGUACGAGUUUCUCUCUGAUUAUGUCCUGAGAGCGAUGAAACUCAAACCCGACAAGUGGAACAAAUGUAUCGGACUGGACGACAACAGACAGAAGAUCUCCGAUUUCUUCGAGAAGCCGGAAAACCCACAGCUGAUCUUCAUGUCCAACACGGCUGGAAACAUCGAGGUUCGCCUGGACUUUCCCAACCACCUGAGGAGCAAGGCUGUGUACUUUGUGAAGAGAAACAACGAGAUGAUCGGGAGAGACAACUACAAGCAGGCCCUGGUGUACGGCGAUCUGUCCUACGCCCCGCUGGAACAGCUGUCUGCUCUAGUAGACGAGGUGUUGGCACCUCUCCUGUCUAACGAGAGGAACCACAAGGGCUGGCCGACAGUGGUGUCCCAGGACGUGCUGCGUCAUGUGCACAACCUGAAGAGCCAGGUGUACGUGGUCGGAGGACAAGUCAAGGGUAAGACGCUGCUGCCUCUGCCCGAGGGCGCCGAGAAGAUCGAAGACGCCGCGGAACCGGACGAUGGGUACGACAGCCGGGAAGGGUCUCCUCACGAGGACGACUUCUACGAGGACAACUACACCAACCGUGUCCUGCUGCACUCGCUGGAGUCCAUGAUCAUCGACUGGUCGCACCAGAUCAGGGAGGUGCUGAAGAAGGACUCCGCUGCGCCGCUGCUGGCCGGUCUGCACCCCGGGCCUGACGUGGAGAUCACCUUCUGGAACUCACGCUGCUCCAACCUGGAGUGCAUCUAUGAACAGCUGCGCCAGCCCCGUGUCCGCAAGAUGGGCCAGCUGCUGGAGAGGAUGAACAGCAGCUACUUCCCUGCCUUCAAGGACCUGUUUACAGACGUGGUGCACGCUGUAACCGAGGCCAAGGAUAUCACCAUGUACCUGAAGCCUGUGAGUAACCAGAUGGACGACCUUCAGGAGUUUGAGUUUGACGAGUACGCCAAGGCCAUGCCUGCGCUGAUGCACACCGUCUGUCUCGUCUGGAGUAACUCCAAGUUCUACAACACCGCACCCAGGAUCAUCGUCCUGCUACAGGAGAUCUGCAACCUGCUCAUCGAACAGUGUCGCCACUACCUCCCCUCGGAAGAUCUGUUCAAAGGGGAGUUGGAUGAGUCUCUGGAAAAGAUCCAAGCUGCGCUGAAAGUCUUCACCGUCUUCAAGGACAGCUACGAGGAUCGGAGGGCCAACAUGCGGACGUACUUUGAGAACGGCCAGAAUGGCGAGGCUGUGCGGGAGUGGGAGUUUAACCCCCAACUGGUGUUCGCACGGAUGGACAGCUUCAUGGCCAGGAUACAAACGUUGGAGAACUUGUUCUCCACUGCGCAAGAGUUCAUGAAGCUGGAAAAGAUCGAGUUCACGGGCAUCAAGGGAAACAUCCUCAGUCAGCAGGUCGCCGCCAUGUUUAACGAGUUCUGCGACAUCUUCAAGGUCUUCAGCGACAGGUCGUACGACGCACUGGACCAUGAAGACGAGGAAUUUCAGCGAGAUUACAACGACUUCUGUAACCACAUCGCGGACCUGGACCAUCGCCUCGGCUCCAUCCUGUGCCGGGCCUUUGACGACUGCUCCGGGACCGAGGCUUGUUUCAAGCUCCUGGACAUUUUCGGCUCGCUGCUGGAACGCCCCGUCAUCAAGCACGAGUUCGAGCACAAGUACCCCGUGCUCCUCCGCAUCUUCGACCGCGACCUCGACACGGCGAAGGCCAUCUAUGACCAGCAGAUGGCCUACAUCGCGGAAACAGACGGCGCUGCAGUGGUCAACAAGAACAUGGCCCAAGUGUCCGGUCAGCUGAAGUGGGCCAAGCAGCUGCGCGAGCGGAUCGAUAUCCCAAAGAAAGAGUUCAGGCACAUAGAUCACCCGUGCAUGCACACGGAGGAAGCCAAGAUCAUCUUCAGGAAGCAUGAAGAGAUGAUGAAUCUUCUCUCCAGGUUUGACGACAAGGUGUAUGACAACUGGACCAAGGGAGUGGACGACAUCUGCCGCUUCAACCUGGACCAGCCGCUCAUCAAUCGUGACGAGAGGACCCGGCAUAUCAGCGUCAACUUUGACCCUAAGUUGAUCUCCGUGUUGCGUGAGGUGAAAUACAUGAUCUACGCGGGCCAGACAAACAUCCCCGCCAGUGCCGAGGCCAUCUACCAGCGGAACAACACCCUGCACCAGUACCUGAACAACCUGGACCUAACGGUGGCGUGGUACAACAAGAUCAGGGACACCGUGCUGGAGGUGGAGUUCCCGCUGAUCAAGGCACGGCUGGAGGAGAUCGACUCGCAGAUGGAGCGGGCGGAGACCACCAUUACCUGGAACAGCGACGGUGUUUGGGAGUACAUUCAGGAGACACGUGACAUGGUGCACGAUCUAGAACAGCGCGUCAGUAAAGCCAAGAACAACGUGGAGCAGAUACAGAACAUCAUGGCGAAGUGGACGGAGGUGCCGCUGUUCGAGCGGCGCGAGCUGCACCACCAGCCGGACCUGUUGAACCUGGAGGACCGCCAGGAGCGCCUCAACAAGCGCUACGCAGACAUCAAGGAGUCGGGAGACAGGAUACACCAGCUGCUCAAGGAAAACCUGGAACACUUCAAAGCGGAGGAGGAGCUGGACACGUGGCGCGCCUAUGUGGACUAUGUGGAUGACAUGGUAGUGGAUGGCUUCUUCAACGCCAUCCAGUGCUCUCUGCAGUAUCUCCUGGAUAAUACCGAGCCCAGGCCCGCCAACGUACCACUCUUUGAGUCCAGGAUGGAACUGUCUGUACCAGACACCAUCUUCUUCCCCGCCCUGGAUUUCGGCGUGUCUGACGGCUUCUAUGACUUGGUGGAAGGGAUCGUCAACGACAUCUACAAGAUCUCCUCUCUGGUGCCGAGACUAGCGACGCACAGUGGGCUCGAACAUUAUCAAGCUGACCUGGAGGACAUGAUGGACCUGUCCGAGAUGCGGUCAGAGCUGAUGGAGCGGAUCCAGACAGUCAUGAACAAGGCUAUUGAGUACAGGAACUCCUUCGACCAGUACGCCUAUCUCUGGGUGGACGAUAGGAAGGAGUUCAUGCGGCAGUUCCUGUUGUACAAUCACGUCCUCACCGCAGAGGAGAUAGAAGCCCAUGCAGAUGACGGCGUGCCAGAAAAUCCGCCAACACUCGAGCAGUUCAAAGAACAGAUUGACAGCUAUGAGAAGAUCUACGAAGUCGUUGAAGGCUUUAGCGACACGGCCAUUUUCGAGAGCUGGUUCCGUGUAGACUCGAGACCUUUCAAGCAAGCUCUGCUGAACAUCAUCAAGAAAUGGAGCUACAUGUUCAAGCAGUACCUGAUCGACCACGUCACAAACAGCCUGACAGACCUGGCAGAGUUCAUCCAAGUGACGGACGCUGGGCUGACCAAGGAGGUGACGGAGGGAGACUACGAUGAGCUGGUUGAGUGCAUGGGUCAUCUGAUGGCAGUCAGAGACAGGCAGCUGGCCACGGAUGAGAUGUUCGAACCGCUGAAGGAGACCAUAGAACUUCUCAAGACGUACAACCAGGAGAUGCCUGACGAGGUUCAUCAGCAGCUGGAGGAGUUACCGGAGAAAUGGAACAACACCAAGAAGAAUGCUAUCACUAAGAAACAGGAAGUCGCGCCCCUACAAACAAAUGAAGUCGCCAACAUCAGGCGUAAAUGUGGACAAUUUGACGUCAAGCAGCACGAGUUCAGAGAAAGGUUCAGAAGAGAGGCACCCUUCCGUUUCGACUCAGACGAUCCAUACCGACGACUCGACACCGAGCACCUACUGCUUAGUGCCAUGGAGACUGAGAUGCAGAAGCUCCUGGAAUCGGCAGGGUUAUUCGAGGUCAACGUCCCAGACUAUCGCCAGCUCAAAGCCUGCAGGAAGGAAGUGCGCCUGCUCAAGAUCUUAUGGGACAUGAUCUUCCUAGUCCAGACGAGUAUCGACGACUGGAAGACGACCAAAUGGCAAGAAAUCAACGUGGAAGUCAUGGAGAUGGAAUGUAAGCGGUUUGCUAAGGACAUCCGGGUUCUGGACAAGGAAGUUCGUGCCUGGGACGCCUUCUCCGGAUUGGACAGUACGGUCAAGAACAUCCUGACGUCACUCCGUGCUGUGACUGAGCUGCAGAACCCUGCAAUCAGAGAGAGACACUGGCAGCAGCUCAUGACUGUCGCAAAGGUGACAUUCGUGAUGGAUGAGGACACAACCCUGGCCGACCUGCUGAACCUGCAGCUGCACAAGGUGGAGGACGAGGUGAGGAACAUCGUGGACAAGGCCGUGAAGGAGAUGAGUAUGGAGAAGAUCCUGAAGGAGCUGGACGUCACCUGGGCCACCAUGGAGUUCGGACAGGACAGUCACGUCAGGACGGGCAUCACUCUCAUCAAGGCUGACGAGGAGCUCAUAGAAACUCUAGAGGACAACCAGGUUCAACUACAAAACAUGAUGAUGUCCAAGUACAUCGACCACUUCCUGGAGGAAGUUUCUCGUUGGCAGAAGAAGCUGACCACAGCCGACUCCGUGAUUAACAUCUGGCUGGAGGUGCAGCGCACCUGGUCUCACCUGGAGAGCAUCUUCAUCGGUUCAGAGGACAUCCGGAGUCAGCUGCCCGAGGAUUCCAAAAGAUUCGAUGGCAUCGAUUCCGAUUUCAAGGAACUGAUGAAGGAGGCAGAGAAGACACUGAACGUGGUAAUUGCCACGAACAAAGAUGGUCUGUACGAGAAGCUGGAGGAGAUACAAUCAAGGUUGGCUCUGUGUGAAAAGGCCUUGGCCGACUAUCUGGACACAAAGCGUCUUGCAUUCCCGAGAUUCUAUUUCGUGUCUUCCACGGAUCUCCUGGACAUCCUGUCAAAGGGAACACAGCCGACUCAGGUCGCACGCCACUUACCGAAACUGUUCGACAACAUGGCGCGGCUGAAGUUCCAGGAAGAUGAAGACGGCAACCCGACCAAAACAGCGCUGGGGAUGUACAGCAAGGAGGGCGAGUACGUCGACUUCCCGGAGCCGUGUGAAUGUGUGGGCCAGGUGGAGGCGUGGCUAAACCGGCUCCUGGACACCAUGCGUGCUUCUGUCAGACAUGAGAUGAUGGAUGCUGUAGUGACGUAUGAAGAGAAGCCACGUGAGCAGUGGGUUUUCGACUACCCAGCACAGGUUGCUCUGACGAUGUCUCAGGUGUGGUGGACCACGGAGGUUACCAUUGCUUUCGGUCGGCUCGAGGAAGGGUACGAAAAUGCCAUGAAGGAUUACAACAAAAAGCAGAUUCAACAGCUGAACACGAUGAUCCUGAUGUUGCUGGGAGACCUCAGCUCGGGUGACCGACAGAAACUGGUCACCAUCUGUACCAUCGAUGUGCACAACAGGGACGUAGUGGGGAAGAUGAUCACAAACAAGACUGAGAAUGCCCAGGCGUUCCUGUGGCUAAGCCAGCUGCGGCACCGGUGGGAUGAACAACAGAAAGACUGUUUCGCCAACAUCUGUGACGCCCAGUUCAAGUAUGCCUACGAGUACCUGGGGAACACGGCUCGACUUGUCAUCACACCAUUGACGGACAGGUGCUACAUCACCUUGACGCAGUCUCUUCACCUGACCAUGAGCGGAGCCCCAGCCGGACCCGCCGGUACAGGGAAAACAGAGACCACUAAGGACCUGGGGCGCGCACUCGGUAUCAUGGUGUACGUCUUCAACUGCUCGGAACAGAUGGACUACAAGUCUAUUGGGAACAUCUACAAAGGGCUUGCGCAGACUGGAGCAUGGGGCUGCUUUGACGAGUUCAACCGUAUCUCCGUGGAAGUUCUAUCGGUCGUGGCUGUCCAGGUUAAGUCCAUUCAGGACGCCAUUCGCAACAAGAAGUCCCGGUUCAUGUUUGAAGGAGAGGACAUCGUGAUGACGCCGACUGUGGGCCUGUUCAUCACCAUGAACCCGGGCUACGCUGGCAGGACAGAACUGCCGGAGAACCUGAAGUCAUUAUUCAGACCGUGUGCCAUGGUUGUACCUGACUUCGGCAUGAUCUGUGAGAACAUGCUGCUGGCUGCGGGCUUCACGGAGGCCAAACUGCUGGCCAGGAAGUUCAUCACGCUGUACACGCUGUGUCGGGAGCUGCUGUCUAAGCAGGACCACUACGACUGGGGGUUGAGGGCGAUCAAGUCUGUCCUGGUGGUGGCAGGAGCGCUCCGAAGAUCAGACCGCCAGAGGCCGGAAGACCAGGUGCUGAUGCGGGCCCUCCGCGACUUCAACAUUCCCAAGAUCGUCACAGAUGACUUACCGAUCUUCAUGGGACUGAUAGGUGAUCUCUUCCCUGCCCUUGAUGUGCCGCGUAAGCGCGACAUGGACCUGGAGGCUGCCGUACGGAAAACUACUCUGGAACUCAAACUGCAACCUGAGGAGAGCUUCAUCAUGAAGGUGGUACAACUGGAGGAGCUCCUUGAUGUUCGUCACUCCGUUUUCGUCAUUGGCAAUGCAGGAACCGGAAAAUCCAAGGUGAUGAAGACACUGCACAGGACCUACGCCAACCUGAAGCGCAAGCCUGUGUGGAAUGACCUGAACCCCAAAGCCGUCACCACUGAUGAGCUGUUCGGUUACAUCAACCCUGCCACGCGCGAGUGGAAAGACGGUCUGUUCUCCACCAUCAUGCGAGACCAGGCUAACAUCACUCAUGACGGGAACAAAUGGAUCGUGCUGGACGGGGACAUUGACCCCAUGUGGAUAGAGUCCCUCAAUACUGUCAUGGACGACAAUAAGGUGUUGACGUUGGCCAGUAACGAGCGCGUCCCGCUGAACCCGUCCAUGCGGCUGCUGUUUGAGAUCAGUCACCUCCGGACGGCAACCCCCGCCACCGUCUCACGGGCCGGCAUUCUGUACGUCAACCCGCAGGACCUGGGCUGGCAUCCAUGUUGUGCUACUUGCUGGAGGUACUGCUGACUCCUCAGAACACUCCACCAGAUUGCCCUAAGGAGCUGUACGAGCUGUACUUUGUGUUUGCAGCUGCGUGGGCGUUUGGUGGCUCCAUGUUCCAGGAUCAGCUGGUUGAUUACCGUGUGGAGUUCAGCAAGUGGUGGGUGACAGAGUUCAAGACCAUCAAGUUCCCGUCACACGGCACCAUCUUUGACUACUUCAUCGAUCCGGAGUCAAAGAAGUUCCUUCCGUGGACGGAAAAGGUGCCCAAGUUUGACAUGGAUCCAGACAAGCCACUGCAGGCCGUGCUUGUACACACAGCAGAGACUACCCGCAUCAAGUACUUUGUAGACAUGCUCAUGGCCAAGGGAAGGCCGGUCAUGUUGGUGGGUAAUGCCGGAACUGGCAAGACUGUGCUGGCUGGGGACAAGUUCAGUAGUCUCUCCGAGGAUUACAUGGUCACAAAGAUCCCCUUCAACUACUACACAACCUCUGCUAUGUUGCAAGCGAUCAUGGAGAAGCCACUUGAGAAGAAGGCCGGUCGUAACUACGGUCCACCUGGCGGGAAAAAACUCAUCUACUUCCUGGACGACAUGAACAUGCCUGAGGUGGACACGUACGGCACGGUCCAGCCGCACACGCUGAUCCGCCAACACAUGGACUACAACCACUGGUACGACAGAGCCAAGCUCACACUCAAGGACAUCCUCAACUGUCAGUAUGUCGCCUGCAUGAACCCGACCGCUGGAAGCUUCACCAUCAACCCAAGACUACAGCGCCACUUUGCGGUGUUCGCGGUUAGCUUCCCCGGCGCAGACGCCCUGACUACCAUCUACAAGAGCAUCAUCAACGGGCACCUACAGGGCGCUAACUUCAGCAACAACGUGGUGAAGUGUGCUGCUCACGUUGUGGAGGCAGCCAUCGGGCUGCACCAGAAGAUAACCUCCACAUUCCUGCCCACAGCCAUCAAGUUUCACUACAUCUUCAACCUCAGAGACCUGUCCAACAUCUUUCAGGGUAUCUUGUUUGCUGGACCGGAGUGUAUCAAGACUCCCCUUGACUUCAUACGUCUCUGGAUACACGAGGCGAACCGUGUGUACGGAGACAAGCUGGUGGACGAGAAGGACAUGGAGAUGUUCAACAAAGUCGUGGUGGACAACGUGCGCAAGUACUUUGAGGAUAUGGAAGAGAGCGACAUCAUGGAAAAGCCCAACAUGUACACCCACUUUUCUUUGGGGAUCGGUGACCCCAAGUACAUGCCUGUUUCUGGGUGGGCUGAACUCAACAAGCUGCUGGUCGAGGCCUUGGACACAUACAAUGAGCUGAAUGCAGCCAUGAACCUGGUUCUGUUUGAAGAUGCCAUGCAACAUGUGUGUCGUAUCAACCGUAUCCUGGAGUCUCCCCGUGGUAACGCGCUCCUGGUUGGUGUAGGAGGCAGCGGGAAGCAGAGUUUGUCACGCCUGGCCGCUCACAUCAGCGCCCUGGACGUGUUCCAGAUCACGCUCAGGAAGGGCUACAGCAUCCCAGAUCUUAAGCUGGACCUAGCCUCUCUAUACAUCAAGGCAGGAAUGAAGAACAUCGGCAUGGUGUUCCUGAUGACCGACGCACAGGUCGCAGACGAGAAGUUCCUGGUGCUGGUCAAUGAUCUCUUGGCAUCUGGAGAAAUACCGGACCUCUUCCCUGAUGACGAGAUCGAGAACAUCAUCAGCGGGCUGCGGAUGGAGGUGAAGGGUCUUGGGCUGCAGGACACACGAGAGAACUGCUGGAGUUUCUUCAUCGACAGGGUUCGACGUCAACUUAAGGUCGUCCUGUGCUUUUCGCCUGUCGGACGCACCCUGCGCGUGCGUGGACGCCGUUUUCCGGCCGUGGUGAACUGCACGUCGAUCGACUGGUUCCAGGACUGGCCGCAGGAGGCGCUGGAGUCCGUCAGCAGGAGGUUCAUAGAGGAGGUGGAUGGAAUAGAGCCGGACGUGAAGAAUUCCAUCAGUCUCUUCAUGUCCUACGCGCACACUAGUGUAAACGAGAUGAGCAAGGCCUACAUCGCAAACGAGCGACGGUACAACUACACAACACCCAAGAGCUUCCUGGAGCAGAUCGCUCUCUACAGGAAUCUCCUCAAGAAGAAGAGUGACGAGCUGACGGCAAAGAUGCAACGGUUGGAGAACGGAUUGUUGAAACUGCAGAGUACAGCAUCACAGGUGGACGACUUGAAAGCAAAGCUGGCCUCACAAGAAGUGGAACUGAAGGCAAAGAACGAGGAGGCUGAAAAGUUGAUCGCCAAAGUCGGGGCAGAGACAGAAAGAGUCAGUAAGGAGAAGGCCAUCGCAGAUGAAGAAGAGGAGAAGGUGUCCGUCAUAAAGCAGAAGGUGUCCGUGAAGCAGAAGUCCUGUGAGGAGGACCUGGCCCGUGCUGAGCCUGCGCUGCAAGCUGCAAAGGAGGCGUUGGACACACUGAAUAAGGGCAACCUGACGGAAAUGAAGGCGUUCGGUUCCCCACCUGCAGCUGUAAUUAAUGUCACAGCUGCAGUAAUGGUGCUGAUGGCACCUGGUGGGAAGGUACCGAAAGACAGGAGCUGGAAGUCGGCCAAGGCACAACUUAUGAGCAAGGUGGACACAUUUCUGGAGAAUCUGCUAAACUUUGACAAAGAGAACAUCCCCGAUGCCAACUUGAAGGCAAUACAGCCAUACCUCCAGGACAAGGAGUUCAAUCCCGACAACAUCCGCACCAAGGCGAGCCACGGACCCAGCUGCACAUCUGGACAACUAUCUAUUGUCGUGAGGGUCAUAUUGUUGUGACAUAUCACAAAUCAAUGAUACUCGCCCCAAUUUCAGGACCUUGAAGCAACUCUGGCAGACCUGACUGCGAAAUUCGAGAAAGCCACGGAAGAGAAGCUGAAGUGCCAGCAAGAGGCAGACCGCACGGCGUACACCAUCUCCCUGGCCAACCGUCUGGUCGGAGGGCUGGCCUCGGAAAACGUCCGGUGGGCGGAGUCCGUCAACAACUUCAAGGUCCAAGCUAGUACCCUGUGUGGUGACGUGCUGCUGAUCGCUGCAUUCGUGUCUUACGUCGGGUGCUUCUCCAAGCGCUACCGACAGGACCUCAUCGAGAACUACUGGACACCUUUCAUCAAACAGUUGAAGGUUCCCAUCCCCAUAACAGAGGGCCUGGACCCCUUAUCCUUGCUGACAGACGACGCAGACAUCGCUGCAUGGAACAAUGAGGGGUUGCCUAGCGACCGCAUGUCCACGGAGAAUGCCACCAUCUUGUUGAACUGUGAACGCUGGCCUCUAAUGAUCGACCCUCAGCUGCAGGGUAUCAAGUGGAUAAAGACACGAGUUGGAGACGGCCUUGUCAUAGUCAAGAUUGGACAAAAGGGGUACCUGGACACUAUUGAGCGCGCCCUUUCCACAGGAGAGACCGUCCUCUUUGAGAAUAUUGAGGAGUCCGUGGAUCCAGUACUUGACCCACUCCUCGGAAGAAACACCAUCAAGAAGGGGAGAUGCAUCAAAAUUGGAGACAAAGAGUGCGAGUACCAUUCAAAGUUCCGGUUGAUCCUGCACACCAAGCUGGCCAAUCCGCACUACAAACCGGAGAUGCAGGCCCAGACCACUCUCAUCAACUUCACUGUCACCAGGGACGGGCUGGAGGAUCAGCUGCUCGCUGAUGUUGUCAGCAAGGAGAGGCCUGAUCUGGAAACGAAAAAGUCUGACCUGACCAAGCAGCAGAACGGCUUCAAGAUCAAACUGAAGGAACUAGAGGAUUCCUUGCUGUCUCGCCUUUCCGCCGCCCAAGGCAACUUCCUGGGGGAUACAGCACUUGUGGAGAAUUUGGAGACCACCAAGCGUACCGCUGCAGAGAUUGAAGUGAAGGUUGAAGAAGCCAAGACAACAGAGGCCAACAUUAACGAAGCUCGCGAGCUGUACCGUCCCGCAGCCGCUCGUGCCUCCCUACUCUACUUCAUCCUUAAUGACCUGAACAUGAUCAACCCCAUCUACCAGUUCUCCCUGAAGGCGUUCAACGUAGUCUUCGCCAAAGCUAUUGAGCGUGCGGGCCAAGCAGAAGAGGUGAAGGAACGCGUCGCCAACCUGAUCGACUCCAUCUCCUUCUCUGUCUUCAUGUAUACAACACGCGGCCUGUUUGAACGGGACAAGCUCACGUUCUUGUCUCAAGUGGCUUUCCAGAUCCUUCUGAUGAAUAAGGAAAUCAGCAUGGUAGAGUUGGACUUCCUGCUGCGCUUCCCGAUCCACGUUAACGUGAAGACCCCAGUGGACUUCUUAACGGAUACUGCCUGGGGAGGCAUCAAGGCUUUAUCAGCUAUGGAGGAAUUCCACAACCUUGACCGUGACAUCGAAGGAUCUGCCAAACGCUGGAAGAAGUUCGCAGAGAGCGAGUGUCCGGAGAAAGAGAAGUUUCCGCAAGAGUGGAAAAACAAAACCUCCCUUCAGAAGCUGUGUAUGAUGAGGGCAUUGCGCCCGGAUAGGAUGACAUAUGCUGUCACGAACUUUGUAGAAGAGAAGCUCGGCAGCAAGUAUGUCACCAGCAGACAGGUGGAAUUUGCAAAGUCUUUCGAAGAGACCGGUCCGGCCACGCCGGUGUUCUUCAUCUUGUCGGCAGGAGUCGACCCGCUGAAGGACGUGGAGGCCCUAGGGCACAAGCUGGGCUUCACGUUCGAUAACGGCAACUUUCACAAUGUGUCGCUCGGCCAGGGCCAGGAGGUGGUCGCCGAGAAUGCGCUGGAUCUGGCAGCAAAGGAUGGGCAUUGGGUAAUCCUCCAGAACAUUCACCUGGUAGCCAAGUGGCUGAGCACUCUGGAGAAGAAGAUGGACGAGAACAGCGGGGACGGUCACGAGGCGUACCGCGUCUUCAUCUCUGCAGAGGCGGCGAACGCCCCUGAGGAGCACAUCAUCCCCCAGGGCAUCCUGGAGAAUGCCAUCAAAAUCACCAACGAGCCGCCAACUGGUAUAUUUGCUAAUCUGCAUAAGGCACUGGACAACUUCAACCAGGACACAAUGGAAAUGUGUGCCCGCGAGCUGGAGUUUAAGAGUAUACUCGUUGGUCUGUGCUACUUCCAUGCUGUUGUUGGAGAGAGGCGCAAGUUUGGACCCCAAGGGUGGAACAGGCCCUAUCCUUUCAACAACGGGGAUCUCACCAUCUCUGUCAAUGUGCUGUAUAACUACCUUGAGGCUAACGCAAAGGUGCCUUGGACAGACCUGCGCUACCUGUUUGGGCAGAUCAUGUAUGGAGGCCACAUCACCGAUGACUGGGACAGGCGGCUGUGCAGCACGUAUUUGGAGGAGUACAUGCAUCCGGAUAUGCUCGAUGGAGAGCUGUCCUUUGCACCAGGCUUCCCUUGUCCGCCAAACCUGGACUACAAAGGCUACCAUCAGUACAUAGACGACAUGCUGCCACCCGAGAGCCCGUACCUGUACGGACUUCAUCCAAACGCCGAGAUCGGCUUUCUGACCACCACGUCAGACAACCUGUUCAAGACGGUACUGGAGCUGCAGCCAAGGGACAGUGCCUCAGGAGCUGGGAGUGGACCAACCGUUGAAGAGAAGGUAAAGAACACCCUCGAUGAGAUACUCGAAAAGCUGCCCGAGGAGUUCAACAUGCAAGAAAUCACGGCCAAGGCUGAGAGCAAGACCCCAUAUGUCCUGGUGGCCCUACAGGAGUGUGAGCGGAUGAAUCAACUCACUAGGGAAAUCCGGAGGUCGCUUAAGAACCUCGAUCUUGGUUUGAAGGGCGAGCUGACAAUCUCCCCAGAGAUGGAGGCCCUACAGAACUCUCUAUUCUUCGACCACGUGCCUGAUUCCUGGGCCAGGCUGGCUUACCCCUCGAUGUACGGGCUUGCGCAGUGGUAUGCCGAUCUUCUGGCCCGCAUCCGGGAACUUGACACCUGGGUGAACGACUUUACCCUCCCUGCGGUUGUCUGGCUCUCCGGGUUCUUCAACCCUCAGUCCUUCCUCACUGCUAUCAUGCAGAGCAUGGCACGCAAGAAUGAGUGGCCUUUGGACAAGAUGUGUCUGACAGUUGACGUCACCAAGAAGAGCAAGGAGGACUUCGGUGGCCCGCCGCGUGAGGGCGCUUAUGUGCAUGGGCUUUUCAUGGAAGGUGCUCGCUGGGACGCACAGACAGGCAUGAUGACAGACGCCCGUCUGAAGGAACUGACCCCAGCCAUGCCAGUCAUGUUCAUUAAGGCCAUCCCUGUGGACCGACAGGACACUAAGAACAUCUACGAGUGUCCAGUCUACAAAACCAAGAUGAGAGGACCCACCUUCGUCUGGACCUUCAACCUCAAGACCAAGGAGAAGCCGGCCAAGUGGAUUCUUGCUGGAGUCGCUCUACUUCUGUCUGUCUAGUUUAGUAUUUGUUAGAUUCGAUACGAUACAACAGAUUUUGAACAGAGUUUGGUAAUCUGGCCAGAGUAAAGACCACUUUCAAAUGUAUAAUGCAAAAUGUCAUCAGAUUGUGCAAGCAAGCCGAUAAGAUUAUCUCAGAACAUCUCAAAUAGUUGAACUUUGUGAGAAGCGCACUCUACCUCGUAGCCAUUGCUAUUGCCCAGUACCUACUGAAAGUAGUCUUAUAGAUAGUCGAAAGUCUGUAAUUCGUGAUGGUCAAAAGAAACAAUCAGGACGAUGUCAACAGUAGGGGCCGGAUGGACGCGUGGUACUGAAAUGCUGUGGUAU
This is a messenger RNA of Branchiostoma floridae (Florida lancelet), 15059 nucleotides long. RefSeq names its product dynein beta chain, ciliary-like. Gene Ontology annotation, molecular function: ATP hydrolysis activity; dynein light intermediate chain binding; ATP binding. The record is from RefSeq and is a predicted model, not a curated record. Gene Ontology annotation, biological process: microtubule-based movement. Lineage: Eukaryota; Metazoa; Chordata; Leptocardii; Amphioxiformes; Branchiostomatidae. Gene Ontology annotation, cellular component: dynein complex.